AUGCAAGGCCCAGACAUGAGAAACAAGCUGCUUGGAGUUCUCCUGCGCUUUAGACAAGAACCUGCCGCCAUGAUGGCUGAUAUCCAAGCCAUGUUCCACCAAGUCCGUGUACCACAAGCAGAGCGUGAUGUGCUCAGAUUCCUCUGGUGGCCAGAAGGUAACUUGGAACUACAACCCAAGCUAUUUCGAAUGUGUGUGCAUCUAUUUGGCGGAACAUGGAGCCCCAGUGUUUGCAGUUACGCUCUGAAGAGGACGGCAGAGGACCAUCAGGAAGAAUACAGCCCUGAAGCAGUGACAGCUGUUGCGCAUAACUUCUAUGUUGACGAUUGCCUUAUUUCCUGUGAAAAUGAAGAAAAGGCAAUAACUGUUGCAGCAGAGUUAAGGAACCUACUGGAAAAGGGUGGUUUCAAGUUGACGAAGUGGGCAAGCAAUAGCUCAAAAGUCCUUACAUCAAUUCCUGAAGAAGACAGAGCCAAGCAAGUGAAAGGUUUGGAUCUCAACUGUGACACCCUGCCUAUUGAGAGGGCCCUUGGAGUUGAAUGGAAUACUGAACUGGACUGCUUUAGCUAUAAGAUCACUCCCAAGGAUAAACCAUUGACUCGUCGAGGAUUGUUAAGUGAAGUAGCGUCUGUGUAUGAUCCGUAUGGAUUUGCUGGCCCGUUCAUCUUGUAUGCCAAAGGAUUGCUACAGGGACUGACAGCCAUGAAAUUGGGAUGGGAUGAUCCCAUUCCAGAUGAAUAUCGGGUCAGAUGGCAAAAAUGGAAGGCUGAGCUAUCUCAGAUGGAAGAUGUAAAAAUCAACCGAUGCUACAAGCCUUAUGACUUUGAACAAGUGGUGGAAAAUCAACUUCAUCAUUUCUGUGAUGCUUCAGAGAAAGCAUAUGGGGUAGUGACGUAUCUACGCAUGAAGAAUGAGAAAGGAGAAGUCGACUGCAACAUCGUCUUGGCCAAAUCUCGUCUAACCCCCCUCAAGAAAGUGACACUUCCUAGAUUGGAACUCAUGGCUGCAACCUUGACCGUGAAGAUGGAUGGAAUGAUCAGACAUGAGCUUGAUCUUCAGCUCAAGGAAUCAGUCUUCUGGACAGACAGUGCCAUUGUACUGCAUUACAUCAGCAAUGAAGACAAGAGAUUUCAUACUUUCGUCGCUAAUAGAAUUGCCGCCAUAAGAGAGGGAUCAAAUCCAAAGCAGUGGAGACAUGUGAGCUCUGACCUGAACCCUGCAGAUGACAUCACUAGAGGACUGACACCAAGAGAAUUGAAUGGCAGAUGGCUAACAGGACCAGAUUUCCUGUAUGCUGAUGAAGAAGAAUGGCCAAGAUGUCUUGAACUUCAAGGACACAAAUUGAACAAUGACCCAGAGGUCAAACAAGGUCAAACUCAAGGAGUAUUUUCUUCUACGCACUCAGAAGAUGUCAUUGAAGCUCUGAUAAGAAGGUAUUCAUCAUGGUUUUGCCUGAAGAAAGCUGUAGUGUAUAUGCUGAGACUCAGAAGCUAUCUGAGAUGGAAAGCAGGUCACAAGGUCAAUUUUGAAGGAUCUCAAAUGAAUCACCCUUUGUCUUUGUCAGAGAUGAAGAAAGCAGAAGAAGCUGUCAUACACUAUGUGCAAAAAACACAUUUCAAGACUGAGUAUGAAUACCUUGAAGGAAUGCCCCAAAUCAACAAAGAAAAUGACAAGUCAGUGAAGUCAAAGGAAAGAAAGGUAAUGAAAUCAAGUUCCUUGUCAAAACUCAACCCAGAAAUGAAUGAAAACGGACUCAUUUGUGUAGGAGGCCGACUGCAGCAUAGUACUCUGAAUGAAGGACUCAAGCAUCCACUAAUUCUUCCCAGGAAACAUCAUGUCGUUGAGCUGCUUGUAAGACAUUUCCAUGAACUCACUGGACAUUCUGGACAGGAACAUGUCUUAGCACGCUUGAGAGAACGCUAUUGGAUAAUUGGAGGACGUUCUGCAGUAAAGGAAGUACUACGCAAAUGUUUUGUUUGCAGACGGCAAUCAUCACAGCCCAUGGAGCAGAAGAUGUCUGAUCUGCCUCGAGAGAGAAUCACCCCUGAUAAGCCUCCAUUCACUAAUGUGGGGGUAGACUGCUUUGGACCAUUUACUGUAAAACAGGGACGAAAGGACGUCAAGAGAUAUGGAUGCAUAUUUACAUGUUUGGUUCUGAGAGCCAUCCAUAUUGAGGUUCUUCAUGCUAUGGACACAGACUCGUUCAUCAAUGGUCUGGAAAGAUUCAUCUCGAGACGAGGAAGACCAGAGGUUAUCUGGUCAGAUAAUGGCAGUAACUUUGUUGGGGCUGAGAGAGAAUUGAGAGAAGGAAUCAAAUGCUGGAAUCAACGCCAAAUUCAUCAAUUCCUACUUCAGAGGGAAAUCACCUGGAAAUUCAACCCACCUACAGCAUCUCAUAUGGGAGGUGCUUGGGAGCGCCAGAUAAGAACUGUACGCAAAGUCUUGGGUGCUCUCAUGAUGCAGCAAAGUCUCCACGAUGAAGGACUGACUACGCUAAUGUGCAAGGUGGAGGCGAUUGUCAACGGGCGCCCGCUGACUGUGGUGUCUGCAGAUCGGAGGGAUCCUGAACCUCUGACGCCUAAUCACCUCCUUUUGAUUAGGCCGAAUGCUGAGCUACCUCCAGGGGUAUUCGACCAGAGUGAUCUCUACUCACGCAGAAGGUGGAGACAGGUGCAGUACCUCGCUGAUGUAUUUUGGAGGAGAUGGACGAAGGAGUAUCUGCCAACAUUACAACACCGCCAGAAGUGGGUCAAAGAAAGAAGAAAUCUCGACGUGGAUGACGUUGUUCUCGUCGUCGAUGACAUGCCUCGUAACAAAUGGUUGCUGGGCAGAGUGGUUGAAAUCUACCCCGGCAAGGAUAAGCUUGUGCGGUCAGCAAAGGUGAAAGUGGUCACAGGAGAAUUGACAAGACCGAUUCAGAAAUUGUGUUUGUUGGAAUCCGUGGAAAGCAAUGAAAAGUGA
Lytechinus variegatus (green sea urchin) is the source of this 2961-nucleotide messenger RNA. RefSeq lists its product as uncharacterized. The record is from RefSeq and is a predicted model, not a curated record. Gene Ontology annotation, molecular function: nucleic acid binding. The transcript has a single exon. Gene Ontology annotation, biological process: DNA integration. NCBI's taxonomy places the organism in Eukaryota, Metazoa, Echinodermata, Echinoidea, Temnopleuroida, Toxopneustidae. The coding region runs from base 1 to 2961 and encodes 986 amino acids.